AUGUCGAACUCGAACUAUAUCACCAAAGUGGCUCUUGUCGGAGCUACUGGGAACAGUGGCAGUUUCAUGGCAGAGGCCUUGUUGAAAACUGGGAAGCACACCGUGACAGUGCUUACCCGAGCGAGUAGCAAGAGCAAGCUCCCAGAGGGUGCGAUCCCUAAAAUCAUCGAUUACGAAAAGCUUGACACGCUGGUGGAGGCUCUGAAAGGACAAGAAGCACUGGUUAUCACUAUGAAAAGCCAAGUUAAAGAGGCUGAAUCUAAGCUCAUUACUGCUGCGGCUGAGGCGGGCGUUAAGUGGAUCAUGCCCAAUGAGUGGUGCCCUGAUAGUACGAAUGAGGGCCUACGGAAUGAUGUGUUCAUUUACCCACCUCGAGAGGCAUCACGAAAACUUGUCCGUGAUCUUGGCAUAAGCAACUACAUUUGCCUGUCGACUGGUUUCUGGUAUGAGUGGAGCCUUGCUAUUGCCCCAGCAUUUGGCAUUGACUUACUCCAUCACGCUGCUACUCUGUUUGAUGAGGGUGAAACCAAAAUUACAGUUUCAACCUGGCCUCAGGUUGGCCGAGCGGUCGCCGGAAUUUUGAGCCUUCCGAUCAAACCUGAAGGUUCAAACCCAGAAGCAUGUCUUGAAAAUCUUGCGAACAGGGUGGUCUAUAUCAAAUCAUUCACUGUUAGCCAGAAAGAGAUGUUGGAGUCAGCCUUCCGGGUGACUAACACGAAGGAAUCUGACUGGACUAUUUCCAAAGAAUCCUCACACCAGCGCUACUCAAAUGGUAUGAAGGAGAUGAAAGAAGGUCACCUCGAGGGAUUUAUCAAGAUGUUAUAUACUCGGGUCUUUUAUCCCGAUGGGACCGGAGAUAUUGAGAAUAAGGGGACCAUAAACGACUUGCUUGAGUUGCCGGAAGAGGACAUGGACGAAGCGACCAAGGCUGCAAUCCAGCGGGCAAAGAGCACCACAUCGCAGUAA
Messenger RNA from Penicillium macrosclerotiorum, 966 nucleotides. RefSeq names its product aromatic alcohol reductase. Lineage: Eukaryota; Fungi; Ascomycota; Eurotiomycetes; Eurotiales; Aspergillaceae. The record is from RefSeq and is a predicted model, not a curated record. The transcript is spliced from 4 exons. The coding region runs from base 1 to 966 and encodes 321 amino acids. Gene Ontology annotation, molecular function: oxidoreductase activity.